CACCGCACCAGACGCACCGAUAAAAAUGUUUACAUCGAACGUAUUACAUUUAUACGUACUUGUAUUUCUAUUUCUUAUCGCCCAAGUGCAAAGUGCUAAGAAGAAAAAAAGUUAUGUGGAGUUGAAAUCGUGUGAUAACUCGGCCAUUGCUGCAGAAAUAGCUUCUUAUGAUUCUGUUGUGCAAGAUAUUGUGGACUAUGUUAGGACGGGACCGUUUAAAGGAAAAACUUUUGAAGAACUCUCAAAGUUCGUAGACACAUUUGGCGCUCGGCCGUCGGGGUCAGAAGUGUUGGAGAAGUCCAUCGACUACAUGAUACAACUGGCUAGAAAUGAAGAUUUAAAUGACAUUACCACUGAAGAAGUAGAGGUACCCCAUUGGGUUCGAGGAGAAGAAAACAUAACCAUGCUAGAACCACGAGUGAAAAACAUAGUGCUCCUAGGCUUGGGGCGAAGUGUGAGCACACCACCAGAAGGAAUCACAGCCGAGGUUAUCGUGUUCAACGAUUUCGACGAACUUGAGAAUGCAACAAACGAUGAAGUCGCUGGUAAAAUAGUACUAUUCGAUCCCGAGUUUACAACUUAUGGCGAAACUGUAGUUUACAGAAGUCAAAGUGCAACCAAAGCGGCUGCCAAAGGCGCUGUAGCAUCACUUGUUAGAUCAAUAACACCGUUUUCCAUUAAUACUCCUCACACUGGAUCACAAGACUAUGGUGAUGGUGUAAACAAAAUUCCAACGGCAGCUAUCACUCUUGAAGAUGCUGAUUUGAUACGAAGAUUAGUCGAUCGUGAUGUAAAAGUCAAGUUGAAUAUCAAAAUGCAAUCCACAUUAGAUACUAAGACAUCGAGAAAUACAUUGGUAGAUGUUAAAGGCACUGUUCUUCCAGAGAAAUUAGUUAUUGUUUCUGGUCAUAUAGAUAGCUGGGAUGUUGGUCAGGGUGCUAUGGAUGAUGGAGGUGGCUUAUUCAUUAGCUGGGCGACACCUGUGAUUCUAAAAAGGCUAAACUUAAGGCCUAAAAGAACGAUAAGAUCGAUAUUCUGGACUGCGGAAGAACUAGGUCUCGUCGGCGCUUACGCUUACGAAAAGCAACAUAGAAAUGAGAGUGAUAAUAUUAACUUUAUAAUGGAAUCAGAUGAGGGAACAUUUGCGCCGCUUGGUUUGGCGGUAGCUGGUAGCCAAAAAGCCAGAUGCAUAAUUGGCGAAAUCUUGAAGCUUUUUGAAUCUAUAGGAGCUUCAGAGCUGGUUGAAACCGAUAGUCCUGGCUCAGAUAUAACGGUUAUAACUAAUACUGGCGUACCGGGAGCUAGUCUUCACAACGCCAAUGAAAAGUAUUUCUGGUUUCAUCAUACCGAAGGUGAUACGAUGAACGUAGAAGAUCCUGAUGAGUUAGAUCUGUGUGCAGCGUUCUGGACUGCGGUGGCUUAUAUUAUUGCUGAUAUAUCUGAUGAUAUACCACGAGCUUAGACUUUAUCAACGAACGACGA
Messenger RNA from Cydia strobilella, 1482 nucleotides. RefSeq names its product carboxypeptidase Q-like. Lineage: Eukaryota; Metazoa; Arthropoda; Insecta; Lepidoptera; Tortricidae. The transcript is spliced from 3 exons. The record is from RefSeq and is a predicted model, not a curated record. Gene Ontology annotation, molecular function: metallodipeptidase activity. Bases 26 to 1462 code for a protein of 478 amino acids. Gene Ontology annotation, biological process: proteolysis; peptide catabolic process.